UUUCAAACCAAGGCUGUACAACACUCAGAUUCAGAAGCUCGGUCGCGCUGGUUGUGUGCUAUUUCUUUUCGCCGAGAAGCAGUGCAUUGGUACUUGGAAGGAAAAGAUUUCAAAAUUUUCAUCACUCGUCUCUCUGCCGCGAUAGUUGUGUUGUAACGCAGGUGUAAGCGGAAAAUCUGUUUUCUAGCAGUUCGGUGUGACAGAAGCAAAGGUGCUUUUCGCCAAUUGUAGAAUAGUGUAAACCAGGAAGCGUAUACUUGUGCUUAUUCAAUGCUGGGCGUGAAUCACUAGAGGGAUACUCUUCCCAAUAUAUCGUUUUCAUUGGUCUGUGAAGAAAGCCUUCAUAAGGAAAAAAAAACGAAUAGUGAAAUUGUUAAGUGCAGUGCAAUAGCUAGCUGGUGGUGUGUUAUCGAUUAGAAAGAGGUUCCCGUUGAAGAGAGAAACGUGGUGUCAAAAAUUCACACAAAAUGAGCGGAUAUAAUACCGAUCUGACAACCAACCUGGAAAAUAGCCGGAAUUGCCUGCGACGGAUCGCCAGACACGAUGACCAGGAAUUCUCUAAUCAAAGCAUUCUCAACGCCAUGGAAAAGUUUGUUAAGACAGUCAAUGCCAUGGAUGAGACGAUACUUGUGCCGUGCCGACUGAUGGAUAGGAAGGUUGGUGACUCCACUGACACAACGCCCCCCGUGGAACCGAAGCCACAUUCCUACUACAGCAAAAAAUCCAGCAAAGCGUCCGUCCGGGAUGCCCUGAACACAUCUGAUCUGUUCAGGCUGUACAAUAUGCUCAACAUGGUUAAGGUGGAUCUGCUGUGGGGUCGACAGGAUUCCGAGGAGGGCUCCGAAGCGACGUCGGCUGCCGCUUCGUCGGUGGACAAACUGAACAAAGACGAAACAACACAAUAUAAGCAGAAGUCGACAUCGCCUGCUCCAUCACAACAGCAGCCAGCAUUGGAUCACAAUUCAAACAGCAGUCAAAGCGAUUCGGGUAGCAGCAUAAAGGGUCACAUCCGUCGACCCAGCACAGUGUCUGUGUCCUCUGCGAAUAGCGUAAGCACACUGAGCGAUUCCGACAGCGAAAUCAGCGCCGAGAAUGAUUCGGGAAUCGAGUCCGAGAGCAACGCGGACCAGGAUAAGAGCACGGAGCUGGCCAAACAGUUCCGAACCCAUCUGCUGGGACUCUACCGAUCGCUGGAACAGAUGACGGAGGCUGCCAAUUAUCUAACCGCCAGAUAUCAGAGCGAUGUCGGGCCGGUUUAAUUGGGGUGAUAGCUGUACUGACCAGAAAGAGAGAGAGAGAUAAAUAGAUAUGUAAUAAGGUUAGAAGGAGAAUGUUUCCCCGGUGAUGGCGGAAUGACCCCGAGACCACUAACUAAUACGCAAGCGUUAGAAAACAGACGAAAAACCAAUUCGCUUUAAAACAGAACAAAAAAAAUAUAUUCAUUCAAAACAAAACAAACAAAAACUCAACAAGCAAACAUAUAUUUCGGUGCAUGCGAGUGCGAAUGUCACACACAAAAAAGCUUGUAUUUUCUUUUUUCUAAUAGGUUUUUUCGUUCAAUCUCUAGGGUCAUUCAUAAGUGAGGGUGCGUGUGUGUAUGUGCGCUAGGGAUCAGAAUGAGUGCGUGAGUCUGCUCACGCGUAUGGAACUUCUUUCUAAUCAACGCGCAUAUGUGCGCAUGGACGGAUUCAUUGCCUUCUGUGGCACCGAAUUCACUCACUCGGAUUAGAAUGAACCAUUCGAGAGUAGAAGAAGUGCGCGGUGUGGAAUGAUGGCACGCACAUAAAAAAUGUUUCAUUGUGUGUUUGGCUCAUUUGAUUGCGCUUAGUUUUUCAUUUCCUCUCUCGUUUUAGUCGUUAGAGAGCGUCAGAGGGCGCGCUGUAUACUGAAGGGAAACUAAUACAUAUAUUUAACUGAAAAAUAGGAGAAGGUAGAAAGAUUAUUUAUUGUAAAAUAAUUGAGGAGCCGUGUUUGGAACACUUUUCUGAUUUUUUUUGUUUGCUCAUUAUUAGGUAUGUGUGCUAGGGCUUGUGAACAAACAGGAAGUGGGGGGUAACAAUAGGAUCAGGAUCAUAGCGUGGAGAUCAUUUGCGAAUAAAGGAAAAAAAUGUGUUUUGAGAUUAUGAAAAUAAUUUAAGCAAACGGCAUAUGAUGGAGUGGAAAGUAAAGUUUAGUAGGAAAGGUAGUAAUCGAAAUUCACAGUGAUACAGUUGAUGCAUGUUAUCUCGUAAAGAGAAAAAAAAGUUGUCCGAGCGAGUGCAAGUAAGAUAUUAUUUCUUCAUGCAGAGGUGAGCUUUGUGUAUAUUUGUUCGCAUAGUGUUUUGGUUUGCUUGAUUAGAAAUAAAUGAAUCGCCAUCGUAAAAAAUCGCGAACGGCAAAAUAUGGUGGUAAGAUUUCUGUAAGCUUCUGAAAUGAACUUCAACAUUAUGGUGGUAGUAACUGGAUUCGUUAGCCUAAGCAAUAGCUACUUGAAGGACCAAUUUUUUACGGUACGCGCCCUAAAUUGAUUUUUGCUAAGCAUUAUUCGUUUUCUGCUUAUUUCGAAUUGGUUCCAAAAAAUAUUUCACUAAUUGCUCCAUUCCUUUACAACAAAUUCCUUCUUUUCUUCUAGAAAAAAAGCCCGAUAAAGUGAGCCAAUUGCAUCGGAAUCAAUACUUUCCAUUUUUGCUAUUUGUGGAAGUUGAUCUUUUUCUUCUUCCAACGCGACAAGAGUGGAAGUCGAGAAAAAGAUCUCACGAACCCUUAUGUGAAUUAGGAUUUACUUUCGGUGUCAGGUUCCGAGAGUUAACGACUCGAUUCGUUGUGAUGAGUACACCAUGAACCAAGUUAAUAAAUUUGGAGUUUUAUCGCUGGUGAGUGAGGUGAGGAAAAAAAUAAGGGCAACGUAUUUUUGUCUUAUUACUUUUACAGAGUACCGAUUCAUUCCGUUAAUUUUAAUGAACUCUAAUACAUAGUGAAAAUCUCUUCAAUUAAAUAAAAAAAAACAAAAGUAGAAACAAUACACAAAUUAGGCGGGCAGCUCGGCUUGGAUGAAAACCACUGAAAACGAGGACGAGUCCCAAUAAAAUAUUUCAAUCAAAUAUCACCUUUGAAUAUUCCUCAUAGCGAAAAGCAUUCAAGAAAGUCAGACAUAAACUGUGUAAGGAUUUCAUAAGUAGCAGAGAGGAGAGAGCAUACAAUACAUAAACCAAUCAAGAGAGAAACAUUGAGUAAAGCAGAAAAGAUGUUAAAACAAUAUAUUUCAAUAAUAAAACAACAAGUGUCUGGAAAAAAAUAUCUACGGGCGUUUUCAUUUUCCGUUUAUAUAAAAUAUUGGUUGGUUUCGAGAAAAUCCAGAAUACCACAGCAACUGAUAUGAACAAAUCGAUAAUAUCAUGCGCUCCUAAUUUGGUUGGUUUGGGUGUAAACCUUACAAAUCCAACAUAGGCAUUGUUUGUAUAAGCUUUAAUUGAGUUACGCUGCAUUCAAGUCAUGUAAAUAUGAUAAUAAAUUUGUGAAUAAUUUAAACCACGA
Toxorhynchites rutilus septentrionalis is the source of this 3513-nucleotide messenger RNA. RefSeq lists its product as uncharacterized. The record is from RefSeq and is a predicted model, not a curated record. The transcript is spliced from 3 exons. Gene Ontology annotation, biological process: regulation of lipid biosynthetic process. NCBI's taxonomy places the organism in Eukaryota, Metazoa, Arthropoda, Insecta, Diptera, Culicidae. Gene Ontology annotation, cellular component: cytosol. Bases 468 to 1259 code for a protein of 263 amino acids.